CCUUGAGGCAACAUAGAGAACUAAAUCACGUGCCCCAAAAGUCAGCUGAUCUCUCAGAAAAUUUGUGAAAAAAAUUUCCUGGCGUGAAAAAUGGCUCUCCACUCGGCAAUUAAAGGGAAAUUACUCUCUGUAAUUGGAGAUGAGGAUACCUGUGUAGGAUUCCUCCUGGGUGGUGUUGGGGAAAUCAACAAGAAUCGUCAUCCCAACUUUAUGGUUGUGGAUAAAAACACCUCUGUGGGUGAAAUUGAGGAUUGCUUCAAGCGUUUUGUGAAGCGUGAUGACAUUGACAUCAUCCUCAUCAACCAGAACCUUGCAGAGCUCAUUCGUCAUGUGAUUGAUUCACACACCGCACCCCUUCCGGCUGUACUGGAGAUUCCAUCAAAGGAUCACCCCUAUGAUGCAUCUAAGGAUUCAAUCCUCCGCCGUGCCAAGGGGAUGUUCAAUCCUGAUGAUUUGAUGACACCAAGCAGAGGUUAAUGAGAUGGAGGAGGAAAAGCAAAAGAAGAAGAAUAUUCUCCUUUUAAAAAAUUCCAUGUGGCUCCACACAAUAAUAUAUAAAUAACAAGGUAUUAAAAAAAAAGAAAGAAAAAUAUUAUUUAGUUGCUGUACGAUGUGUUAAAUAAAAAAAUUGUUCGUCAAUGAAAAAA
This is a messenger RNA of Lutzomyia longipalpis, 647 nucleotides long. RefSeq names its product V-type proton ATPase subunit F (gene Vha14-1). Gene Ontology annotation, molecular function: proton-transporting ATPase activity, rotational mechanism. Bases 91 to 477 code for a protein of 128 amino acids. Gene Ontology annotation, biological process: proton transmembrane transport. The transcript has 4 exons. NCBI's taxonomy places the organism in Eukaryota, Metazoa, Arthropoda, Insecta, Diptera, Psychodidae. The record is from RefSeq and is a predicted model, not a curated record. Gene Ontology annotation, cellular component: proton-transporting V-type ATPase, V1 domain; membrane.